AUGUUUCGGUUCAAUUCUCUUAAAGUUCCGAUAUCUAAAAAAUUUUUAUUGUAUCCAUUACUUUCUAACUCGACAUUUAAUGUAUCCACGACAAUUAAUUCCAUCACCAAUACUACUACUAAAUUUUCCAAUAAUAACAACUCUUAUAAAUUUUUCAGCAGCACCACCUCAGCAUUAUCAAACAAUGUAAAAAACAUUACAGUUUAUGGUUCUGGUCUUAUGGGAGCAGGGAUUGUACAAAUAUCGGCACAGAAUGGAUUCAAAGUGACGAUGGUUGAUUUGACAGAGGAAGCAUUAGAGAAAGGAAAAGAUAUUAUCAACGCAUCACUUAUACGAAUAGCCAAGAAAAAAUUUGAAAACGAUGAACCGAAACAAAAAGAGUUGAUUGAAUCGACUUUUCAAAAUAUCAAGACUACCACCAACUCAACUGACGCUGAUGCAAUCAAUGCUGAUUUGAUAGUUGAAGCAAUCGUGGAAAAUAUUGAAACGAAGCGAUCUUUAUUUAAGUUGUUGGAUAAGUUAGCUCCCAAGUCGACUAUAUUUGCUUCAAACACUUCAAGCUUAUCGGUAUAUGAGAUAGCAAAAGUUACAAAUCGACUUGAUAGAUUUGCUGGAUUACAUUUCUUUAAUCCAGUACCACAAAUGAAAUUAGUUGAAAUUGUUGUUACAGAUCAGCUUGAUAAAAAUGUUUAUGAAACUCUGGUGGACGCUACAAAAAGAAUGAAGAAGGUUUCUGUUACUUGUAAAGAUACGCCUGGAUUUAUUGUCAAUCGACUUCUUGUCCCUUAUUUAAUGGAAGCUAUACGACUUGUUGAACGUGGUGUUUCAACAAUACAAGAUGUUGAUUCUGCAAUGAAAUUGGGAGCUGGAAUGCCCAUGGGGCCUUUUGAGUUAGCUGAUUUUGUUGGGUUGGACACACUUAAAUUUAUUGUGGACGGAUGGCGUCGUGAUGGUAAGGUUGAUUCCAAUCUUGUUGCUCCAAUUAAAUUAUUGGACGAACUUGUUGAGAAAGGACAUCUUGGACGUAAAUCUGGAAAAGGUUUCUAUUCUUAUUGA
Molecule: messenger RNA, 1056 nt
Organism: Entrophospora sp. SA101
Lineage: Eukaryota; Fungi; Glomeromycota; Glomeromycetes; Entrophosporales; Entrophosporaceae
Source: the annotation of a GenBank genome assembly